AUGCAUACGAUGGAUACAAUGGGCUACGGCCACAAGAAGUACCGGCCACCGAUAUCUCCUACCAGCUUCUACCACCAUGACUACUAUUCGAGACAUACUACACUACGCCCUCAAAGCGAAUAUCGGUUUGCUGGCGGGGGAUAUCCGCGCGUGACCACUAGCAGCGCUAGCAGUAGCGGAGGACUGUGUUCUGCAGCGCUGGUGGUAGGUGCAUUGCUGGCGGCGGUGGCGGUGCUCGCAGUCGCCGGCCUUGCUUUCUACAUGGGUGCUCUGAGGCCUGACAAUGGCGAACCUAUAAUAACAUUUGAGGGUAAUUUUCGUGUCAUGCGAGGCGAUGUGUAUGGUGGAGUUCCCGGCAGUCCUGCAUGGAAUGAGCGCGCGCGACGGUAUAGCGUAGCGUUGAGGCAAGCAUUCAAUGCGCCUUCGCCACUUCGGCAGGCUUUUGUUGGAGCCAUCGUCACUGGCUUCGGUGAUCGCAAACUAGAUGUUCAUUUCAAAUUAUACCUGGACAGGAGAAAAAUUCCAAGCACGGUAUCUAAUAUAGAAGAAUCACUUAAGAAUGUUUUAGUCCAAGAUUUAUUAUCCAAACAGCCUGCAUUUGGGCAAAUAAAAAUAGAUAUAUCUAGCAUAGCAAUUAAAAGAGAUUUAGAACAUACAUAUCAUUCAGAAUCAUAUGUAAAAGAGGCAUUAAAUGAAAGUAUGGCAAGUUAUCAACCUAAACAAACAUCACACCAAAAUGGAAACGAUAAAAUUUUACAGAGUAGGAUUGGUGUUGUUCGUAAAACUACCGUAAAACCUAAUCAAUCCACUAAGAAAAGAGAUCCAGACGAGCCUGAUAUUGAUACUGAAAAUAUCCCAGUUGUGCAAGGUUCUUUUCAAAUUACCAAGACAGAAGCUGACAUAACGGAAAAUAAACAUAGUCAUGUUCCAACAAGACGUGAUGAUAAACUAAAUCAAAAGCCUCCAAGUAUUAAGUCAAGUACUACACCAAAAGCACCAACUACAAAAAUAACAACAACACGGCUACCAAGUAGCAAAAGUACCUUCGCCACCUCAACUACGCCUAAACUUAAACCAUUUACAAUUAUGUCAAAUUUAGGGAUUAGAACAAAAACCAAUUCAACCCAUAAACCAGAAACAACAUUAACAAGAAAAGCAGUGACAACAACACAAUCAACAAAAAUGUCAACGACACUGUCAACGACACUGUCAACUACUACCGUCCAAAGUACUACGGCCAACGUUUCACAAAUAUUACUCGAUCUACUUACAAACGACAAUCAUAAUAAAGAUUUACCGAAAAUUGACACAUUAUUUACAGUACCACAUGUAAUUGAUACUGAACCUUGGCGUCCUAUAACAAGGCCCUACUAUGAAACAACGACGACUAAAAAUACUGCCAUAGUUGAUACAGUUAAUGAAAAAAGUGCAAAAGACAGAAUUGGAGUUGCAGAAGUUGUCGAAGAUAUAUCAUUACUAGAAGGUAUUUUAAAUCCAAUUCCCCCAGUACAUUACAGUGACAAAACAACGCGUAGGCCAGCUGGUCUUUAUAAUAUGGAUACUAAUUUAUCAGCAGAUAUUUAUGUUCCCAGUCCUGUUUAUACCAGUUUCACUCUUCCUACGUUUGCACCGCCAUUGAAAGAUAUGGAAACUCUAGGAUCUGUGUAUCCAAAACCUUUUCCCUUACCCGUUGACAAAAUAAGUUCAGCAAAACAAGAUAAGUUUAAAGAAAGUAUUGUAGAAAAUGAUGAUGAUUAUGAUGAUGGUAAACCAAUAAUACGGCCUCCAAAGGAUAAAACAACGUCUACAAUGAUAAACGUGUUACAAUCGAGUCAGCUAGAUAACCUUACAGAAAAAGUAUCUAUUGACGGCAUGUCAAUAUUGAAGAAACAUGACGUAAGGGUACCAACUGUUACAACAACGAUGACUCCUGAAGCAAACACCACAAGCUCCACCAUGUCUACGACUCCUAGUACAACGACUACCGCUAUUACUACUUCAAAAGAAACACUCAGUACUUCUAUGAAAACAACGGAUACAAAUGUUACAAAGGAAAAUUCAACUCGACGUCCCAACGAUAAAGUAUCCAUUAUUCCUACGACAGAUGUUCCAUACCAUACUUGGGAAUUAGUUAAUACCUCGACAAACGAUAAUGAUACUUUUUAUAAACAUUCACCUGAAAAGUAUUACAACGAUACUUUACAAGCAAUUAUUACAAAGAAUGAUGCUACUUUUCCUAAUACAACGCCUAAAUUUCCAAGUAAGAUUUCGAUAUUAAGAAACUUAACAGACCUAAUUAAAAAAUAUACGAGUACAAAAAAACCGCAAACCACAAACAUUGAUAAGAUAAAUAAUGAUGAUGACAACGAUGAGCAUAUAGAAAUGACAGGAUCUGUAGAAGUAAUACCAGAAGAAGAACUUGAAACGACUACAGCCAGAGUAAUAACAUUAAUGCCCGUGAAAUCAAACCUCGGUGUAAACAGACCGUUAAGGCCGAGACCAAAGAUAAAAAACGAAACACAAAUGAUGAAAGAAAACUUACGGAGUUUCUUUAAUAGUGCAUUUCAGACUCAAAAAUUAAUGGAAGAAAUCAAUACAGAAAAUAAAUUACCGAUACAUAAUCGCGUGAAUUUUAAUGAAGGUAUUCAUGAAAUAGAGACAGCUCCGGAUAAUCAUGGAUAUGAAACACAAAAUCACGAAAUAAUAGCAAGUAUGCCUCAGAAUGUGGAACUAAAUGACGCCGUGUAUAAUAUUACAACAAACAGUAGAUUUCCUAAGUCUAGCAGUGAUCUUAAAAAUUAUAAUGAAACCAAUGAAAAUAUGUCUUCAGAAAUGAGCAAUAAUGAUAAAACUAUUCCGGAAGGCACGUACAGAGUAUCUUACCAUGUCACUGGAAGUGUUAGCAGUAAACAGGCAAAUAAAACUCAAAAUCUUCCAGCUUAUGAAUUAGCAUUGGAACCUGAUGUGGUCUUAGAAAUUCCAAUUAAUCAAUCAAAUACUCUUACUAUUGAUAAAUUAAAGCAACUGGCAAGUCUCGCUACGAUUACAGAAUACAACAACAGCAGUUUAUUUCGUCCCUCUGGAGGUGUAAUAUCAACGAAAGCCAUACCAUCGAGUUAUACGCUCAAUCACGCAGGAUUUAAAAUAUUGACAAAAACGUACCAUAAAACUCAACCCUUUAAACAAGAAGAGAAUAAUUUUAACAAAUCGGACAAAACUCCCAAGCCAUACUCAACGAAACCACAAAAGGAAAAAGAAAUAGUUAAAGAUACAGUUAAAGAAGAAGAUUGCAAUAAUGCGACAUCCUUCCGCUGUUUAACUGGCUUGUGUUUACCUAUUACUUCGAGAUGUAAUCGCCUAAUGGAUUGCCCGGGAGGAGAAGAUGAACGUGCCUGUUCCUGCGCUGAUUACUUAAGAGCAGAGUUCUCUCAAACCAAAAUUUGUGACGGUGUUGUAGACUGUUGGGACUAUUCUGAUGAAAAGAAAUGCGAAUGGUGUAAUGAAGGUCAAUAUGUCUGUUCGAAUGCACGACAAUGCAUAGACAUGGCCCGCGUCUGUGACGGAACCCCAGAUUGCCCUUUUGGUGACGAUGAAAAAACCUGUGUUGCUUUGUCUGAUGAUAUUGAAGAUAACGAAGUCAUACCUUACAAUGAAGAAGGUUUCGUUAUGGUGCGAAAACGAGGCGAAUGGGGACGCUUAUGUGUAGAAAGUUUUGCAGACGUAGUAGCUGAGGCUCACAGUUCUCUGAAAUUGCCUGACCUUGGUAAAGCUGUUUGUAAGGCAAUGACUUUUAGUGAAUCCGGAUGGGCACGCGAAGCCCGAGAGGGAAGGAGAGUGAGUUCCGCGGGCUAUUGGGAGGUGUGGCACAACGCGGCGGCGCGCGCGGCCGACACCCGCCUCACUUUCCGACGCUCCCAGUGCGCGCGACGCAGAGCGCUACGCGUGCGAUGCAAAGACCUCGAAUGUGGAGUUCGUCCCCACGCUGAUGCUCAACAACCUAGGAAUGUAACUGACGAGCGCGUGCGGUGGGGCAGGGUGGUGGGCGGCGGCGGCGCGGCGGCGGGCGCCUGGCCGUGGCAGGCGGCGCUCUACCGCGACGGCGACUUCCAGUGCGGCGCCACGCUCAUCACUGCGCAGUGGCUGCUCUCCGCCAGCCACUGUUUCUAUCAAGCUACAGAAGCGCAUUGGGUGGCACGUCUGGGUGCGUUACGUCGAGGGGCGUGGCCGCGCGGGCCGUGGGAACGUGUAGCCCGCGUGCGCCAGCUGGUGUUGCACCCGCGCUACGCGGCGCGUGGAUUCCGCAACGACAUCGCGCUGCUACGUGUAGAGCCGCUACAGCUACACGCGCGGCUACGGCCCGCCUGCCUGCCGCCGCCCCGCUCCCCGCCACCCGCCGGGCGACACUGCACCGUGGUCGGCUGGGGCCAGCUUUACGAGCACGAGCGUGUCUUUCCGGACACGCUGCAAGAAGUGGAGCUGCCAGUGAUCUCUACGGCGGAAUGUCGGCGGCGCACGCGGCUUCUGCCGCUGUACCGCAUCACGGACGACAUGUUCUGCGCGGGCUACGAGCGCGGCGGCCGCGACGCUUGCCUCGGCGACUCGGGCGGCCCGCUUAUGUGCCAGGAGGGUGACAAAUGGUACAUCUACGGUGUUACGAGUAACGGGUACGGAUGUGCGCGAGCGAACCGCCCCGGCGUCUACACGAAGGUGUCCAACUACAUCGAGUGGAUCGACAGCGUCAUAAACAAAUACACUCCUCAUGACAACGAUACCACUAUACUCAACGAGGACGAGCCUGACGAAGAUUUCUAUACAGACUUAGAAACAGCGGAAAACAAAAGACAAACAUCAAUCGACACUUGUAGAGGGUACAGGUGCCCUCUUGGUGAAUGCUUGCCCUUAUCGAGUGUGUGCAACGGCUUUAUAGAAUGUUCGGAUGGCAGUGACGAAUGGAACUGCCAUAAAAAUUCGUUAAACACUUCUAGCAUCGAUCCGGAUUGA
Messenger RNA from Parnassius mnemosyne (clouded apollo), 5001 nucleotides. The record is from the annotation of a GenBank genome assembly. Lineage: Eukaryota; Metazoa; Arthropoda; Insecta; Lepidoptera; Papilionidae.